This is a messenger RNA of Nicrophorus vespilloides, 1969 nucleotides long. Its product is annotated as proton-coupled folate transporter. The transcript is spliced from 6 exons. The coding region runs from base 495 to 1916 and encodes 473 amino acids. The record is from RefSeq and is a predicted model, not a curated record. Gene Ontology annotation, cellular component: membrane. Gene Ontology annotation, biological process: transmembrane transport. NCBI's taxonomy places the organism in Eukaryota, Metazoa, Arthropoda, Insecta, Coleoptera, Silphidae. Gene Ontology annotation, molecular function: transmembrane transporter activity.
AUUUCCUCUUACUUUAACAUUAUCGAAAUUCAUGUACUAAUUGCAAAGUUAAAUUUCUUUGGACAUUGACUUUAAUUACUCUUAAUUCCUCUUUUUAUCAAUAGAUUAGAUUAGAAACAAAACAGUCUAGGAUUGUUUAGUCGUAUAAACAACUUAGUUUCAAGCGCUGCAAAUGAAAUAAAUCUUAUAAUUAAGACAAAUUCUUAAGCGUUGCACAAGUUUCCAGAGAAAGUGUAAUGUGAACAACAAAAAAAAAACUCGUAUCUGCAAUCGCUGCGCGCACUGUCUCGUUAUAUAAUCGAUUGUCGUUUGCUCUUAUCGACAGAAUAAUUAGUUGGAAACCAACUGUUGGAGAAUCCAUCAAGCCGCAAUUCAGUUCCAAUUGUGGCCGAGAUCUUUCCCACAUUAAGUUUUUCCGUGCGUUAACGUGUGCUGUGUGUGUUUUUUUAAUACAUAGUUGUAUAGUAAUAGAGAAACUAGUGCUAAAUUCGUAAAUGCCUGUUAAGCAAUGGUUGCUCCUGGUGGUAGAAUGGGUCCGGCUGAUAAGUGUAGAGCCGACGAUGAUGCUCUACAUGAUGGCUUUCAUGCUCACCUCGGUGGUAGAACAAGCGCUGUUCGUGGAUAAAGCCUGCAGAUCGAACCACAACUUCACCGCGGAGAUCUGUGAUAAUCUCAAUGCAUACGAAGACCAGAAGAAGAUAGUACAAGUGACGGUGUCGGAGUUCCAUCAGUGGAAUGAUAUCGCCGGACACGUGGUGCCCAUUUUUUUGGCUCUUUUCAUGGGCGCUUGGUCUGAUAAAAGAGGACGAAAGAUUCCGCUGCUUCUAGGUUUAAUUGGUAAAUUCAUUUACUCGGGGAUGGUCGUAGUUAACACCCUGAAGCCAGAUUGGAACGUGGAGUACAUCAUCUACACCGCUACCAUUCCCAUGGCUUUCACCGGAGCGGACGUAGCGAUCUUCGCUGCGGCAUUUUCAUAUUUAUCCGACGUUUCUUCAUCCGAUAGCCGUACUUUAAGAGUUACCAUUCUGGAAGUGUGUUAUUUAGCUACAAUGCCAACUGGCAUUGCUUUAGGUUCCUAUUUGUUCACCCAAGUCACCAAUCGUUCGUACACCAUCAUGUUCAGCAUCAAUGCAUCUCUCCUGCUCUUAUCCAUCUUAUACACCAGUAUUUUCUUGAAGUGGAGGACGAACGAUCGACAACGUCCUCUGAGCGAGGCUUCGAACGUGAUCACCGAUUUCUUUGAUUGGAAUCACGUUAUUGAGACGUUCAGGACGUUACUGAAGAAACGUCCUGAAAACAAGCGCUCUUACCUGAUCCUUUUAAUUCUGGCGAUUGGUUUCUACUCCUUCCAGAGGGAUGAGAAGCAGAUGAGCUAUCUGUACCUGCAGCUAGUGCUCGGUUGGAUCUUCGAGCAGGUCAGCAAGUUCCGCACUUACCAAAGUGCGUUGCAGGACGUCGUCCUGUUAACAGCUAUACCUUUGAUGACCAAAGUUUUCGGAUGGCGCGAUACCACCAUCAUGAUCAUAGGUUCCAGCUGUCACAGCAUAGCUAGGAUCUUCUUCGCUGCUGCCAGAGUGGACUGGCUAAUUUAUUUUGGCGGAUUCUUUGGUGCUUUCGGUCCUAUCGUGGCCCCUGUUAUAAGAUCGAUGGUUUCGAAAUUGGUUUCUAACAACGAGCGCGGCAAAGCCUUCUCCUUGUUGUCAGUAACCGAUAACGCUAUACCUUUAUUCUCUGGCAUAGCCUACAAUCAGGUGUACCAGGCCACCAUCCACACCAAUCCGGAAGCUAUAUUCUACGUAACCAUAACAACGCAGGUGCUAGUAUUAUUGAUCGGCUGUUACAUCCAUAUCCGUUUGAGAAGCAACAGCUUGAACACGUACGAGAUCGAAGACAUUAACAAUGAUGACAAGACAUAAUUUGUUUCAUAAAAAAAACUUUUCCAAAAUACUUUUAAUGAUUAUCAAAAAAA